Mytilus trossulus (common blue mussel) is the source of this 590-nucleotide messenger RNA. RefSeq lists its product as uncharacterized. NCBI's taxonomy places the organism in Eukaryota, Metazoa, Mollusca, Bivalvia, Mytilida, Mytilidae. The transcript has 3 exons. The record is from RefSeq and is a predicted model, not a curated record. The coding region runs from base 78 to 590 and encodes 170 amino acids.
AACCUUUUAAACCGACAUUAACCAUUCAACCUGAGCAUCCAUUUGUCGGUGAUAGCAUUACCAUUACCUGUAAUUCAAUGGUUCAACGUUGGCCUGGUUAUUUACCUUCACACCUGUUAUAUCACUUUAUUGGGAAUACAAGAGGAGAAUCCAACAACAGUAGAUUAACAAUUAACAACAUUACAAAGUUGGAUAAAGGAACGAUCAUAUCAUGCAAGGCAACUGAUGACCUUGGAAAAAGAUCGAUCAUGGGUGAUAGUGUAACAUUAGACCCAUACUAUGGUCCUGAAAAUGUUGUAGUAGAACCUACAAUCACAAAUUUAAAUGUUACAGAAGGAACUACAUUAGGCCCUUUAUAUUGCAUUGCAACCUGCAAUCCUGGAUGUAAUUACAAUUGGAAACAAAAGUGGACAGGCACCUUCAACCCCGUUCCUAACGAAUACAUUUUUAACCAAGGCCGGGGUGUAAGGGUUCAAGCAAUAAACAGAAGGCAAACUGGAAAAUACAAUUGCCGGGUAGAUCAUUCUACUGGUUAUUUACACAAUACAAAAGAAAUAUCAGUGAAUGUACAGUGGUAUCCCUAUUUGUAA